Psilocybe cubensis is the source of this 1389-nucleotide messenger RNA. RefSeq lists its product as uncharacterized. NCBI's taxonomy places the organism in Eukaryota, Fungi, Basidiomycota, Agaricomycetes, Agaricales, Agrocybaceae. The transcript has a single exon. The coding region runs from base 1 to 1389 and encodes 462 amino acids. The record is from RefSeq and is a predicted model, not a curated record.
AUGCCACGAGAUCAAGGGUCCUGCCAGCUGCUUCCAAACGAAAUCCUCGAGCUCUUUGUAGACCAAGUCGGAAAUUUAAGGAGUCCAGUCGAGCGCCGGAUCACCCUGCAGGCUUGCUCUCUGGUUUCCAUCGCAUUUCGAAAUCGCGCGCAUCAUCACUUAUUCUCCAAUGUCGAGUUUACUCAGCCUUCAUAUUCGGUCCCGUCGAAGUUGUUCUACAGGCUCAGGAAGUUUAGAGAGGUUGUUACCUCUGGACUUGGCUUUCAAAUGACCAGUCUUUUGCACCACGUCCAGUCAUUCACUCUUGUCAUGGAUGGGUCGGUGUUCGACGCUUACACGACAAUGAAUAACGAAGACCUCACAACAAUCAUCAGGAUGCUAUGCAAGCAUAGCACUGCAAUCCACACAACGACGUUGCUAGGUUCUUCCAUGCGCAUUUUCUGGCCGUAUCUGACUAGAGACUUUCGUGAGGCGUUCAAGGAAUUAUGUCGGGUGCCGUCCAUGCGCACGCUCCAUUUGGAGAACUUGUGUAGUGUUCCAGCGACAUUUUUACUGGGAACAAAAAUCAAAAACAUCCGCCUCCACCUUGUAACAAUAUUCAGUCCCAUUCCCGGUUUGCCUGCGUUCAACUGUCUCUGGGAUUCUGUCGGCCAGCUGCAAGCUGUAGAUAUUGACCAUACAUUCCCAUUUUUCAUAGAAGAGAUCAUUGGAUCGGACACCAUGCGCACCCGCACAGUCUCUCUGGAAAAAUCGGCAGAGAAAGUGAACUUGUCGAGCAUCAAGCUGCUGAGGUACACUUUCCAUCUGCCCGACGACUUACAGAGGUUUACGCAAAUCGCCUUGGCCAUUCACUCCCUCGAAGCCGUGUCUGUUGUGUUCGAUGACACGGACUCGAGUGGGUUCCGCCGGGCGAUUGGAGACCAAAUACCAUUGCAUGAACUUCCCGCUCUGAGGACAGUGGCGAUCGGUCAUAAAUCUUCAAUCAACACGGGAAUUCGGGGUCCAUUGUUGAAGAUGUUGGAUGUACUGAAGUCUCUGUCUGUUCCUCGAACACUGGAGUGCAUCGAGUUGUCUUUUGAGAUUCACUCGCAUCCACCGUGGUUCAAGUUGACGGAAUUCUUUCCAGAGACAAAGACGUGGGCAUUGUUUGAUAAGUUAUUGACUCAUGAAACAUUCGACUCAGUGAAAAGGGUCAGGUUGAACCUGCGUUAUACGACGUUACAGGCGCAGCCGUGGACUUUCGAUGAGCAAUUCUUUGUACAGAGAUGCCAUGGGUACCUGUCUGAGGUUUUCCCGUUGUUGAUGGGGUCGGCGUCGAAGGAGCUCAUGGCCGAUGUUUCGGUUCUUCCGCUGGGCGAAGAAUUGGACAUGCUGGUGUUUACUACUUAA